AUGGCGUUGCCGGUGCGGGUGCUGGUGUUGCUGCCCGCUCUCCUUGCCGGACUCCUGUCGUGUCCCGGAGCCGUCGCCAGCUUCCCGCCUGACUGCAACAAGUAUGGUCUUCCUGGAUGUACCAGGGACUACAAUCCAGUCUGUGGGACUGAUGGAAAGACCUACGCAAACGAGUGUGUGCUCUGCCUUUCAAACAGUGAAGAUAAAAAGGACGUCCAAAUUUUCAAGACUGGAAGAUGCCGAUAUGGCAGAAGAACACUUUUCAAGAAAAUGAAAGGGGCACAGACAGUCCAAAUGGAAACAAUGCCUUAA
Messenger RNA from Mesitornis unicolor (brown roatelo), 312 nucleotides. It is a transcript of the gene SPINK2, whose product is annotated as serine peptidase inhibitor, Kazal type 2 (acrosin-trypsin inhibitor). NCBI's taxonomy places the organism in Eukaryota, Metazoa, Chordata, Aves, Mesitornithiformes, Mesitornithidae. The record is from RefSeq and is a predicted model, not a curated record. Bases 1 to 312 code for a protein of 103 amino acids. Gene Ontology annotation, molecular function: protein binding; serine-type endopeptidase inhibitor activity. The transcript is spliced from 4 exons.